CAGAGUUGGGGAGAGUGCAUUUGCUGAUUAGGGGACGGGUCGCGGCCGGCAUCACUUGAGAGUCACCUUUUUCGACUGUGGACACUCUGGGGCCAUUUCACCCAAAUGGCUUCUUAUCCCCCGCCUGCGCAGGGCUCAGAACCCAGUUUCCCUGUCUCUCCCCCCUCCUCUGGCGUCUCUCCCGAUACUCUGUUCACUACGACACCUGCGACGACUAGUAGUCCAACAAGAACAAACGGCUUUGCCUCGUACAUUGUCGCUCCACAAGCUGCCCUUGUGCACUCAUCUUCUGCCCCCUCCCCUCUCCGCCGCUCAGUCUCUCGCCCCCUCCCAUCACGCCACGUCUCUGAACACUCGGCAUUACCUCGCCCACGGCGCAUACCAUUUUGGAGACGGCUGAGACGCAUCUUCUUUCGAUGCUUUUCAUUCGUAUUUUUCCUCCGUCCAUCAAGUACCACAGAGCACGUUCGUGUUAAAAUUCGCACAGAUGCAAAGGGGAGAACAGUCAUAAAGACUCGUCUAAUUGGCCGAAACACAUUUCAUCCCUUUGACGAUGAGGAUGACGAAGAAGAGCAACACGAAGAAGAAGAGGAAGAAGAACUACAAGUGGAAAGGUCAAUUUGGCAAGAUUGGGGUGACAGGCAGCGUCCUAGUUUGACAGGGCAACAAGAAAAUGGCUCUUCACAUCUCCCUGCCGACCAGACGAUUGCUGGGGGGCUGGCCGACGCGGCAGACACAGUCUAUGACGAAGUCGACAAUGUCAUGCGCGUCUUUGCACAAACCAUCAACACGCUCCCCCAAGAACUCUCGAACCGCUACCUUUUUACUGGCCUCUUGGGCUACGGUGGGAACGGUUUCGUUGCCGACGCUCUCGAUCGUCUCGACGGCAAACCCGUUGCCGCAAAAUUCAUUGCACGCGAUCGUGUCGCGCCAGCCAGUCUCAUCAUCACAGAUGCAUACCCCUUUCCCAUCCCCGUCGAAGCAGACAUUAUGCGCAACAUUAAACAUCCCAAUAUCGUUGGCUUUCUCGCUCUUUAUGCGGACGACGUAUUUUAUGUCAUUAUUAUGGAAAAAGUGGUGCAUUUCUUGCAGCAUUUGGAAGGGGAUGUGCAGUCCUUGUCAAAUGCCGAGUCUCCGGCAGUCACACGAAAUCCGACUACAAGAACGACAAACAAAAGCAGCACUAGCCUGACACGUUCCACAACAAGGACCACACGGACGAGCCAACGUCGGUUCCCCGAAUGCUUUCCUGAGCGCUUCCCAGACUCGCCCCCCACACCCACGAUCCCAACGUCCUCGUCGCCCUCUCCCAUCACCACCACCACCACCCCAAACGAUAUCAAGCACAACGACGCUCUUUCUGGAGACGGAUGGGUCACCCCACCCCCUCCGGCACUCGCUGACACUUCUCUCCGCCUCACUUUCCUCGCCUCCCGGCCCCAACCCCCUCUCACUUCCCUCACACGCCCCCGCCACGGCCAUCCAGGGGACCUUGACGAAUUCCUCGCUCUCUACCACCCCCUCCACCCCUCCAUCCAACGCCGCCUUUCCCGCCAACUCGUCUCUGCCUAUCGCGAACUUUCCCUCCACAACUACUGCUACCUCGACUUUCGCGGCGAAAACGUGAUCAUCACCGACACGAUCCAUAUUAAACUCGUUGAUUUUGGCAUGUCACAAAAGAAUACGGGUCAUUUUGCUGUUUAUGGUACUCGCUUGUUUUCGGCGCCUGAAAUCCUGGCUGGUGGAUUGUAUCGGGGUCCGGAAGCGGAUAUAUGGGCUUUGGGGUGUUUGUUGUAUAUGAUUGCUACUGGUGGUGCCAUGCCUUUUGAGAAUAUUGAGAGUGCGUUGGCGGGGGUUGUGUUUUUUCCAGAGAGUGUUGAACCUGACCAUCGCGACUUUAUUAAGCGCAUGUUGACGGUCCAACCCUACCAACGAGCCACGGUUGAUGAAAUGUGUGCGCAUCCUUGGUUGCGGUUUCGUGAAGGGGAGGAUAUCUAAGCACUCGCUGGGGGGAGGGAGGUGUUUUUUUUUUUUUUACUCUAUUUGAUAUCAUGGUGUGUUUAUCACACCCGUCUCCGUUUGAUAUUGUUUUUUUUUUCAUGUAUAUAUACAUGUGGUGUUUUUGUGUUUUUUUCUUGGGGAUUUUGGG
Molecule: messenger RNA, 2149 nt
Organism: Spizellomyces punctatus DAOM BR117
Lineage: Eukaryota; Fungi; Chytridiomycota; Chytridiomycetes; Spizellomycetales; Spizellomycetaceae
Product: CAMK/CAMKL protein kinase
Exons: 2
Coding region: 106-1998 (630 amino acids)
Biological process (GO): intracellular signal transduction; protein phosphorylation; negative regulation of glycogen biosynthetic process
Cellular component (GO): cytoplasm; cytosol; nucleus
Molecular function (GO): protein serine/threonine kinase activity; ATP binding
Source: RefSeq, a predicted model, not a curated record